Striga asiatica is the source of this 348-nucleotide messenger RNA. The record is from the annotation of a GenBank genome assembly. NCBI's taxonomy places the organism in Eukaryota, Viridiplantae, Streptophyta, Magnoliopsida, Lamiales, Orobanchaceae.
AUGAAGUGGGGCCGUAAACUAUCCAGGUAUAUAUGUAAGCACACGGUUGGUUGUUUUCCGGUGUCUUUGUAUGUGGAGGACAUUAAAGCCUUUGAUCCUAAUGAGGCCUACGUUUCUGACUAUUUUAAUGCUGUUUUUAUGGUAUAUGUGAUUGAUGCGAUUGAUCCCCGUCAAAGGCAAUUGGUGUGUGUUGUGCUAGACAGUUUAUCUACAGAACUCCAGAACACAAACCGGACAAAGGUUGGCGAUCUUGGAUUGUCCAAGGCAAAACAACAUACUUUAGUUUCUGGAGGUAUUCGGGGGACAUUACCAUGGAUGACCUGGGUUCAAUUUCACUUUGUAAAAUGA